UUACGAACUCGGUUUCAGAAUAAUGUUUAGAGGAGAUAGUGCACCUCCUAAAGGCGGUAUUCCACCAGCCACCAAAUUUAAUAACUGGUAUUUGGAGGUCUGCGAGGGGAGACAAGUGUGGCAUUAUGUUACAGAUGAAUUGACCAAGAUCCAAAAAGAAAGGUUCGAACUUACUGCGUCUCCAUAUCAUGUAGGUCUCCCUAAGUUUGCAACACCGGAAGAAAGCGGAAGCCCUUUUUAUAAAGUUCCUUCACAAUCUCAUUCAUAUGAAGAAGUUCUUAGAAAAGGCGUAAGCUUUUUUGGAAAACUACAAACAAAAGAUGGGCACUGGGCUGGUGAUUACGGUGGGCCUCUUUUUUUACUUCCUGGCUACAUCAUUGUUAUGUACAUAACCAAGCAACCCAUCUGUGAACCGUUCAAAUUAGAAAUUUUACGCUAUCUAUUCAACGUUCAAAAUGAAGAUGGAGGAUGGGGGUUGCACAUUGAAUCCACUUCUACAAUGUUUGGAUCAGUUUUGAAUUAUAUAAGUGCCCGUCUAUUAGGUUUAACUGUAGAAGAUAAGCUCUUGCAUAAAGCGAAAUGCUGGAUACAGAGCCACGGAAACGGCUCUUCUUGUCUAGCCUCCCCACAAUGGGGUAAAGUUUACUUGGCUAUUCUUAACAUUAUUUCUUGGGACGCGGUUAAUUCUUUGAUUCCAGAGCUUAUUCUUCUCCCUGAAAUAUUCCCUUUUCAUAUCAAGGGCAUGUGGUCCUACGCCCGUACAGUGUACAUGCCCAUGACUUACUUGUAUGGGAUCCGCUUUCAGGUUGCAGAAGACGACCUUAUCAGACAACUUCGCACUGAACUUCUUCCGUCUAGCCUAGCGGAUUACGCUAGCAUUCAAUGGUCAGUCUACCGGAACAUCGUGGCCGAGGAAGACCUGUACACUCCACAUACACGAUUGCUUAAAUACGCUUUUAAAUUCUUUAACGCUUACGAAUACAUUGCUCCUUCUUUCCUGAGGAGGCGAGCGCUGGCUAGACUUUACGAAGUUGGCGUCAGGAAAGAAUCGGAGUUCACAAAGUACAUCUGUAUAGGCCCCGUGAAUAAGGUGUUGAACACACUCGUCACGUGGAUUGUCGAGGGCCCCGAGAGCGUGGCGUUCCAGAAGCAUCUAGAGCGCCUGCCUGACUACUUGUGGAUGGGGACGGAUGGCAUGAAAAUGAACGGAACCAACGGUUCGCAGUUGUGGGACACGGCAUUUAUGGUUCAGGCUUUAAUGGAGAAUUCCAAGAACCGCGAGGAGUACAGAGACAUCUUCUCCUUGGCGAAUGAUUUUCUGGAUAUCUCCCAGAUAAGAGUUAAUCAUCCUGAGCACUGGAAGUACUACCGCGAUGAAACAAAGGGUGGCUGGCCGUUCAGCACGCGGGACGUGGGCUGGCUGGUGGCUGACACUACCGGCGAGGGUCUAAAGGCUUCUCUCCUGGUGAAGAGACAUGGCUACUCCCUCACACCUCUCGACGAUUCGCGGUUGUUUGAUGCGCUGAACAUUUUAUUAUUGAUGCAAAACUCUACAGGCGGCUAUGCUACUUGCGAGAAAACACGUGGCUCUAAACUCUUCGAGUAUCUUAACGCCUCCGAGGUUUUUGGGGACAUUAUGAUUGACUACGACUAUGUGGAAUGCACAUCUUCUGCUCUUCAGGCGCUGGUCACUUUUCAUGAGCACUACCCGACUCAUCGCAAGCAAGAAGUUUUAAAGGCCGUUGAGAGGGCGACUGCUUUUAUUUUAAAGUCACAGCAUCAGGACGGGAGCUUCGAGGGGAUGUGGGGCAUAUGCUUUACUUAUGGUACUUGGUUCGCUCUGGAUGGUCUGGCCUCUGUCGGAUUGUAUUACGAAAAUAACUCGGCGGUCAGAAAAGCUUGCAAGUUUCUACUUUCCAGGCAAAUGAUGGAUGGAGGCUGGGGCGAGUCAUUUUUGUCCUGUGUCCGGCGUACCUAUGUAAAUCACAAGGCUUCUCAAAUCAUUAAUACCGCGUGGGCCGUUCUUGCUCUUUUGGGGGCACACUAUCCUCAAAAAGAGCCAAUCAAAAGGGGGAUUGAUUUACUUAAGCAGCGUCAGCUGCUUAAUGGAGAUUGGCCUCAAGAGAGCAUCUGCGGCGUUUUUAAUAAGAACUGCAUGAUCAACUAUAGUAACUUCAAGAAUAUAUUUCCGAUUUGGGCGCUGGCGAGGUUUACCGAACGAUAUCCCCAGGAGUCUCCCUUGUGAUGGUCGAAGU
This is a messenger RNA of Zophobas morio, 2255 nucleotides long. Its product is annotated as lanosterol synthase-like. NCBI's taxonomy places the organism in Eukaryota, Metazoa, Arthropoda, Insecta, Coleoptera, Tenebrionidae. Gene Ontology annotation, cellular component: lipid droplet. Gene Ontology annotation, molecular function: lanosterol synthase activity. The transcript has 22 exons. The record is from RefSeq and is a predicted model, not a curated record. Gene Ontology annotation, biological process: cholesterol biosynthetic process; triterpenoid biosynthetic process. Bases 23 to 2245 code for a protein of 740 amino acids.